AUGUCGACUUCACAAUCAAAAUCACAGCUCGAAGCACUCCCCACAGAACUCAAAGUACAAGUCCUUCGAUCUCUCCCAAGUGUCACCUCUCUAAAUGCCCUGACCCACUCAUCACCACGACUCUACAACGCUUAUCACAGCGAGGAAUAUGAACGUAUUCUCCAACAAGUACUAGAGAACGAACUCGGAAGCAAAGUUCUAGAAGAAGCGUGGUUCGUGAUUAGAGCAGCUCGGCACGUACAGCUGCGAGCCGGUAAUGUUUGGGGUGACCAAAUGGACGACACAUCGCAAGAAACAAUAUCAGAAUUAUUAAAGAGUAGAAGAAAUCUAGAUAAAACUGAGCUGGGCAUCACACUGGAUGAUAUGAUUUGGUUUUCAAGGAAGUUGCCCGCACUCCAAGAAUUGACGAUGACAUUCUUUGAAAGUACGAUAGGAAAUCAUCCAAUUACUGGAGAACGGAUCCCCUUGUCAGCCCCUUCAGCAAAAUCUCCUUCCAAGAGCGAGCUCUGUCGUAUUCAACGCGCAUUUCUUCGAAUAGAGGCUUUUACCUAUUUAUUUUCACUUGGAGACCACGAUUCCUCAGCGUACAAAUCCGCUCAAGAUCCAAGUGGUCCUUUCUCAGAGCAAGGAUUGAAUCGUAUUUACUGGCACGACUGGAAACGACGCGGACGUCUGUGUGAGCUAUGCGAGGAGCAGCAAGUCCUAUUUUUGAAUCGAUGUGAGGAAUGGGAAAUUGAAGAAAUGAUUUGCGUGCGAGAUUGGUAUCUCAGGGAAUAUGAUGCUCUGUACAAGCAAUAUUCGAAGGAAUGGAAAGACGUGUGGAUUUAUCAAGAAUGGAUAGAUGGAGACCGGAACCGCUCCCUCGAGGAAGCCGCAAAUAGUGAAUGGCUCAGGGAAAAGAGUUGGAUUGAUUGGGAAAAUGUGAGCGAAUUGGCUAUGAGCAAGGGGUUUGAGUUGUUGGCCGGAGUAAAACGCAAGGAAACUGGAAAGGAGAAAGUGAACUUGAUAUAUAGUGCCAUAGACAGUGAUGCGAUCUACUUCAUCGAGGUGAACAAUUUCUUGUCCAUGACAUUGGAUGAAUGGGAAUUCUUAAGGACCAAGGAUGCAACGAGAAGAGACAUCUCCAUUCAAACUAUACAAGAGUGUUUGAAAGAACAAUCUGUAUGGGAAGAGUCAGGAAGUAAUGCAGCAUGGUGUUGGGUGCGUAGACAAUGGGAAAGAGACCAUGGGAAGUGGAACCAAACAGGAAGGUGUUUGAGAAGCUGGGGGUAUGUAAUGUGGGAUGCUUGGAGAUUAGAUGCGCUGGGUAUUUUUGGCAGUGACGUCGAUGAGAUUGGGAUGCAUGGACCAAAGAAAUUUGGCGGAGAUCUGUUAUAUCGGAUUAUGUGA
This is a messenger RNA of Botrytis sinoallii, 1389 nucleotides long. RefSeq lists its product as uncharacterized. NCBI's taxonomy places the organism in Eukaryota, Fungi, Ascomycota, Leotiomycetes, Helotiales, Sclerotiniaceae. Bases 1 to 1389 code for a protein of 462 amino acids. The transcript has a single exon. The record is from RefSeq and is a predicted model, not a curated record.